AUGUCUGCUAUUUGUGCUGCUUCAAACUGUGGGAAGGAAACUACUUCUUCCUUGAAAUGUCCGGUCUGUUUAAAAGAAGGUAUAACUAACGUUUUUUGUAAUCAAAUUUGUUUCCGUAGUAACUGGGGAAGUCAUAAAGCUAUUCAUAAGAAUGAAGACGGUUCGAAUGAAUCUUAUAAUCCAUUCCCAAGCUUUAACUACACUGGUGAAUUGAGACCAAGUUAUCCAUUAACUCCAAGAAGAGCCAUUCCAAAGCAUAUUAAGGUACCCGACUAUGCUCAGAAUGGAAGGCCGAUUAGUGAAAUCAAGAACGAUAGAGUUGGUAAGAUAACUAUAUUAAGUGCAAAAGAAAUUGAAAAGAUUAGAAAAGUAGGUAAAUUGUCUAGAGAAAUUUUAGAUAUUACUGCCAGUCAUAUUAAACCAGGUAUCACAACUGAUGAAUUGGACGCAAUCUUGCAUAAGGAAUGUAUCAAGAGAAACGCCUACCCAUCUCCUUUGAACUACUAUAAUUUCCCCAAAUCCAUUUGUACAUCCGUCAAUGAAGUAAUCUGUCACGGUAUUCCAGAUCAACGUAAAUUAGAGGAUGGUGAUAUAAUUAAUUUAGAUGUGACUAUUUACUACUUGGGAUUCCAUUCCGACCUUAAUGAAACCUACUAUGUAGGCGAUAAGGCUAAAUGCAAUCCUGAGAUUGUCAACUUAGUUGAAACAACUAGAGAAUGUUUAGACUUAGCAAUUCAAGCAGUUAAGCCAGGCUUAAUUUUUAGAGAGUUAGGUAACAUCAUUGAAGAGCAUGCCACAAAGAAUAAUUGUUCUGUGGUAAGAACAUACUGCGGUCAUGGUACUAAUCAAUUAUUCCAUUGUCAACCAAACAUCCCUCAUUAUGCUAAGAAUAAAGCUGUGGGUGUAGCCAAGCCAGGUAUGGUUUUUACCAUCGAACCAAUGUUGUGCCAAGGAACUUAUAGAGAUAUGAGUUGGCCUGACAACUGGACUGCUGUGACUCAAGAUGGUAAAUUUUCUGCUCAAUUCGAACAAAUGAUGCUAGUCACUGAAGAUGGAGUUGAAGUUUUAACUGCUAGAAAUGAAAAAUCUCCUGGUGGCGCUAUUCCUAGAAUUUAG
Molecule: messenger RNA, 1116 nt
Organism: Debaryomyces fabryi
Lineage: Eukaryota; Fungi; Ascomycota; Pichiomycetes; Serinales; Debaryomycetaceae
Product: methionine aminopeptidase
Exons: 1
Coding region: 1-1116 (371 amino acids)
Biological process (GO): proteolysis
Molecular function (GO): metalloaminopeptidase activity
Source: RefSeq, a predicted model, not a curated record